AUGGGGGCCAGUUCCAAGAGCCCUACGAGCCCCAAGAGCCCGAGUAGCCCGGGCUCUCAAAGCCCCAAGAGCGAGCAACCCCCACCUCGCCGCCACCAGUUGCCUCUGACUCCGGGCCAGCACCGCUCAGCACCGAGGAACAAACGCUGCUGGUAUUCUCCCUGCAUCGUACUGGACUCACUCGCAGAAGAUCCCGCUGAUGACGGUGCCUCGACGAUUUCAUCCCUCGCUUCGACCACCGCUUCCCUGAGCUCCAGUAUCUAUGACUACCGCACUAUUCAUGGAAGAACAUAUCACGCCGAAAUUGGCAAUGCCGAGUCAUGGGAACCUAACGAUCAGCGUCACGUUGAUGCGUUGGAGAUUUUUCACCACUCCAUGGUUCAAUUGGAUGGAAAGCUUUACCUCUCCCCACUUGACAAGAAGAAGAUCCAUAAAGUGCUCGACGUUGGAACAGGCAACGGAAUGUGGGCCAUGCAAGUUCUCUCGCUUUCCGUCUAUCAGGUCCGAGCCGGUUAA
Molecule: messenger RNA, 516 nt
Organism: Sordaria macrospora k-hell
Lineage: Eukaryota; Fungi; Ascomycota; Sordariomycetes; Sordariales; Sordariaceae
Source: RefSeq, a predicted model, not a curated record